Molecule: messenger RNA, 528 nt
Organism: Anopheles maculipalpis
Lineage: Eukaryota; Metazoa; Arthropoda; Insecta; Diptera; Culicidae
Product: transmembrane protein 208
Exons: 3
Coding region: 85-516 (143 amino acids)
Biological process (GO): vacuolar protein processing
Cellular component (GO): intracellular membrane-bounded organelle
Source: RefSeq, a predicted model, not a curated record
CAACAACCACCCAAAAAGAAAGCUACCAAAGGAAGCAAACAGAUCGUGGAAGAGAAUGUGGCCACAGUGAAGUUUUAUCGAAACAUGUCACUCAUCGCGAGUGCGGUACAAUUCCUCGGUUUCGCUGUUUACGCCGAGCUUUCCACCCUGGCAGCGGUCAUGACGGUUCUGUGCCUUGUAGCGCAUGGAGCCAGCUAUUACUUUAUGGUUUUGGUGAGCAAACCGAAACUGACCGAAAAAGGUGAUAUCAUCGAAACGGGAACGGAUCUUAAUAUAGAGGGUGGUGUCACGGAACACGUGAAAGACAUCGUCAUCCUGACCUCGGGCACACAGCUAUUAUCGAUUCUGUCCGAAUUCUUCUGGCUGCUAAUGCUGCUGCUUCCGGUACGGGCAGGCUGGCUGCUGUGGCAAACGGUUGGCAAACAAUUUUUCCAAGGCGACCCAACCGAAGAUGCUCCCGUCAAUGAGAAGAAGCAAAAGAAGCUAAUGCGAAAGAUGAACAGAGCACGGCAGUGACAGUGAGAGCCG